CCGUUGUAAUUGCAUGAAAUAUCACAGAACAGUGAAAACUGGAAUUCAAAAUGGCAUCCAUAGCUGGUUUUAUCCUAAUGGCUAUACUUUGCACUGCUAACUGCAAUCCGUUGGCUGAAAUUCUGCCCAACGUUGCGACCACCGUCUGCGAGUCCACGCCCAACAUGCUGGCCAACCUUGGGCUGGGCGUUGGGCCGUUGGGCUUGAAUCUGCCAACGUCGUUGGGCCUGCAGCUGUUGACGCAGAGCAUGAUGCCAAGUUUGGGGCAAACAACGGUCUGUGAUUCCAAAACCAACGUUGGAUUGCCUGUUCUGUCACCAUAUGGACUACCUAUGAAUACAGGUAUGCCGUCUCAAACGCAAACCAUCUGCGAAAGCGCCUCAAACUUACCCGUACCUUACGGACUAGGUUUACCCGGUCUAAUUAAAGGGCUUAACUUACCCGGCCUAGUUAACAAUAACAUACCUAGUUCCAGUACAACUGUCUGCGAAAGUACCAAUAACCCUGUAUCACCAUUAAACUUACCUCUCGGUUUAUCUGGAAUGCUUGGAGGCGGUUUACCUUUUGGCGGACUUAAUUUACCUUUCAACGGGCUUGGUUUACCUAUGAAUGGGCUUGGUUUACCUAUGAACGGACUCGGUUUAUCUAUGAAUGGUCUUGGUUUACCUAUGAACGGACUCGGUUUAUCUGUGAAUGGGCUUGGUUUACCUAUGAAUGGGCUUGGUUUGCCUAUGAAUGGGCUUGGUUUACCCUUGAACGGACUCGCUGGGCUUGCGGUUAAUCCGUUGGGCUUACCAAUGUUGUAAUAAGGUUGAAAUUAUUACUAUUGCUAUUCUAUACCUGGAAUAGUUAGCUUUUGGAUGUAACGGUAAAUAGAAUAGACGGAUCUAGCGCCUUUAUGUGUAUAUAAGGAUAUGUCAACACAGCAGAAACUUUUUGUUAAAUUAUUUAGAGUAUUUUUUUUCGAAACAAGGUAUCGGAACCUUGUUUAAAAAAAAACUAAGUGUGGUACUCGAGGUCUGUCGCGGUAAAGCUAUGGCAUAGCAUUUUUUAUCAACUUAUGCAAUUAUAAUUAUUUGCAGCUAGUUUACGCACACAAACACUAGUGCCGAAGUCUGCCGGGCUGAGACGACGUUAGAGGAUCUCAGUGUUAGGUUUAUUUUCGUUACGGAAUUCCUUGAUUCGCACGCCGCGCUCAAAAGUUGCGAUAAAAGCUAUGCAAUAGUUAAACUGUUAUGUGAUAAUAUAUCACAGGCAUAUAAUAAUUUAAUAAUAGUUAUAUGUUUCUCUUUGUAUUGAUACCUUCAGUACUAUACAUCGUUAUGUAUGUCUAAUACUUGUCUGUAUAGUCCUUUUCAUAAAAGAAGUCCCCCAGAGGCGCGCUUAGGCACUGAUUUUUCAAUACUUUCCUUUGGUGCGGUACGAGGUCCAUCGACCUCGUAACUCUUGGAGGCGCUAUAUGUACGAGGUCAAUUGACCUCGUAUUGCAGCGACCGAAUGACGCUCAUAAUCAUUUAGUAAUGGCAUUGUGUAAGGCGCUGUCAAUUUUAGUUCAGGUUAAAUCCGCGGGACUUCUUUCAUGGAAAGGACUCUACUGUAACUCUAGAACAUUCAGAGCUAAGCCGUCUUCCAAAAGCAAAUUUUUUUUACAAAUAAACGGGUCUAUAUUUAAGGUAAACGUUUUGAAAAUGGUCUCAUAUAUUUAAGCAAGCAUAAUAAAACACUUUGGGCAUACUCUGAUGAAUUUAUUAAUAAACAUUAUAAAGAGUCCUUAUCUUAAUGGUUGCUCUCAUCGAAGGUUACAGGUUUGAUUCCCUGGUUAGGCUUUGAGAUACUGAUUUAUACUUUCUUCCUUUAAACUCGACGGCUCCGUGGCGCAGUGGUAUGCGCAGUGGAUUUACAAAGCGGACGUCUUCGGCCGUGGCUAGUUACCCUACCGGCAAAGACGUACCGCCAACGAGUUUAGCGUUUCGGUACGGUGCCGUGUAGAAACUAAAAGAGGUGUGAAUUUUCAUCCUCCUCCUAAAAAUUAGCCCACUUCCAUCUUAGUGAGAUGAGAUUGUAGUCAAGGGUUAACUUGUAAAGAAUAAAAAAAAACUCCCAGUAUUUUUUUCUAUUGUCGUUCUCACUCCUAACCGGGUUUGCAACUAAUGAUGGGUAAUAUUAAUUAAUUUAUUAAAUACAGUUAAAGGUAAUAUUGGUCAAAUUGAAAUAGCAUGUAAAAUGUUAUUUAUAUACCGGUUAUUACAUAUUGUAAAAAAUUUAUAUUUUUGCUUUUUUUAUCAAUUUGUUUUUUAAAAUAUACCUAAUCUACUCAAAACUGUAAUGUGUAAUAUUAUACUAUGUCAGUAUGUCCAAAGACAAAAAAAAUGUUUAUUUGCAGAAUUUAUAUGUUAUAUGUAUGUAAUUGGUGUAAAUAAAUGAUAUA
This is a messenger RNA of Bicyclus anynana (squinting bush brown), 2428 nucleotides long. RefSeq lists its product as uncharacterized. The record is from RefSeq and is a predicted model, not a curated record. The coding region runs from base 51 to 806 and encodes 251 amino acids. The transcript is spliced from 3 exons. NCBI's taxonomy places the organism in Eukaryota, Metazoa, Arthropoda, Insecta, Lepidoptera, Nymphalidae.